GUAUGUGGGUUGGAAAAGAACUGUUAACGAGACCAGUCCCAAUUUUUUUCUAUUGGAACGCUAGAACUGGUGCAAGACUACUGCGGUAUGUGAAAUUCUAUAGCUGCUAGUGUGACAACGAGUGUGUGACAAUGGCUGUGCAACUGUCGGAAGAUGUCGUCUUCAAAUGGCUGGACUCUCAUCAAGACAGCGCUGCAAACUAUAUUGAAAAAUGGUUGCAAACUCGCCCAAGCACAUCCAAGAGACUAUGCAGCAUGCAGCACAACACAAGCAGCCCAAUGUUUCAGCCUCUUGUUGGACAACUGGAGGAGACCAAGCUCCUCAACCAUCGCCUCACCUCUCCACCUCUUCCAAUCAGCAAUCGAAAGAGGAAAUCCAACGCUGAGUUGCGUCAAUUGAAUCGCCAGGAGCUCUUCAUGGAAUUACUCACAGACGUUGUUUCCCCAAACUUUGAUGUCAACCAUCUCUCUCACAAGAUCCUAGCUAAUGUCCUUGUUUUGAUUAAUGGUGAUCGUUCGUCGCUGUUUUUAGUGGAGGGAACGGAGGAGAAUCCAGUCCUGGUCUCCCGGCUAUUUGACGUGAUGGAGCACACUAGUGUUGAAGAUGCUAUUCAUGAGGAUAACGAAGCACUCAAGAUACCAUUUGGAAAAGGGAUUAUUGGAUUCGCCGCACAGAAUGGAGUCGCCAUCAACCUGGAGAAUGCAUACAAAGAUUCUCGCUUCAAUUCGGAUGUGGAUGGGGCCACUGGUUACAAGACAAAGAGCAUUCUGUGUAUGCCUAUCAAAACUUCAGACGGACAUGUGAUUGGGGUAGCUGAAGUCAUAAACAAAAUGGGGGAGGAGGAUGUUUUCUCCAAGCAAGAUGAGAUGGAUUUCCAAACCUACCUCACCUUUUGUGCCAUCGGUCUCGUCAAUGCUCAACUCCUGGACCAAAGCUUCUCCUUGUCUAGAAGACUACAGGUGUUGCUUCAGUUGACGCAAGGUCUGUUUGAAGACACCACUUGUCUGGAGGUGGUCAUGGAGAAGGUGAUGCAGCAAUCUCUGGAGCUCAUCCCGAGUGAGAGCUGCACUGUUCUGCUCAUUGACGAGGACAACGAAGAGGAGGAGGUCAAGUUCCAUCGAGCAUUUCAAGUUCACCACCGCUCACUGAUGACACAGAGUUUAACGAGUGUCAAAUCAUGUGAUAUGAAGUGUGUCACUGACAUUAAAAUUGCAACAGAAGUGGCCAUGACAGGAAAGCCUUAUAUAACCACUCCUAAGAGGCUUGAGGGUAUCUCUCAAUCCACCUCCUCACCGCCGGACCAGGUGGACGAGAACACCAGUAGCUUGCUAUGCUUACCAAUAUUCAGCAAAGAUAGGCAGACCAUUGGUAUUGCCAAGCUGGUCAACAAACUGUCUGGACUACCAUUCAACCAACUUGACAAAGACACUUUUGGAGUGUUUACUACUUUCUGUGGGCUAGGAUUGCACAAUGUCUUCAUGUACGAGAAGAUCUCUAAAGCUCAUGCACGACACAAAGUGGCUGUCGAGGUACUCUCCUAUCAUGCCUCUGCAAGCCCUCAGGAAGCCGACAAAUUGAUGUCGAUUGCUGUGCCUGAAGCUGACCAGUACCUCCUGCUAUCCUACUCAUUUGACGACUUAUCCCUAACCGAGGAGCAGACUGUACUGGCGUCAAUAAGAAUGUUUAUGGACUCAGGACUGCUGCAGAAUUUCAGAAUAGACACUAAGACUCUGUACAGAUGGAUGCUCACGGUGAAGAAGAACUAUCGUCCUGUCACCUACCACAACUGGAGACAUGCAUUCAACGUAGCACAGACCAUGUUCACUAUGUUUCAGAGUGAUGACUUGUCCACUGAACUUACAAACUGUGAGAAGCUUGCUCUACUGGUCGCCUGUUUCUGUCACGACCUUGAUCACCGGGGUACCAACAACGAAUUCCAAACAAAGAGUGAGAGCCCACUGGCUAAGCUGUACACUACCUCUACGAUGGAGCAUCAUCACUUGGACCAUUGCACCAUGAUACUAAACAGUGAGGGCAAUCAAAUAUUUAGCAGCCUCAACAGCAAGGAGUUUGAUGAGGUUAUGGGCGUCCUAGGCAACGCUAUCCUAUCCACUGAUCUCAAGUUCUAUUUCAAAAGAAAAGGUGAUUUUCAGAAUGUUGUAGAAAACCAUUUGUUCAGUUGGAGUGACACUGUACACAGGGACUUGCUGAGGAGCAUGUUGAUCACUGCUUGUGAUGUGGCUGCCAUCACAAAGCCAUGGCCCAUUCAAGUGAGAGUGGCUGAAAUGGUUGCCAACGAGUUCUUUGAACAAGGAGAUGUGGAGAGAGAGCAACUGAAUUCUGAGCCAGAUGCAAUGAUGGAUAGGAGGAAGAAGAAGGAGCUGCCCAGUAUGCAGGUCGGGUUCAUCCAGUUUGUGUGCAUGCCCCUCUAUGAGAAGCUGGCCCAGUUCAGUGAUCAACUCAGACCCCUCCUUAACGGCGUCAUCAAUAACAAGAACAACUGGCAACACCUUGCAGACAAUCCGAAUGACAAUUGGGAUGAUCCAGUUCUUCUAAGCCCCAGUGACUGUGUUAUCAUCCAUGUCAAGCCUUUAACUGGUGGUGAUGAAGAACAACUCCAGUCAGCGGAGGUCCAAGUGUCGAUCCCAAACACCCCUGAGAGAGAGGGGGUUGCUGCUGUGAGAUUUCCCAGCUCCCCUCUGAUUGAGGAGGGGUGCAGGAGUCCGUCUAACAUCACUCAACCGACGUCAUGCAUACAUAUGCAGAACAAUACUCAAACAGAGGUCAUAGCUAGCAAACGACGAAAGCGUGAAAAAUGUUCACUCUGUUAACUAUACAUUCAUUUUUGCUUUGUUUUCAAUUUGUGCACUGUCAGCA
Molecule: messenger RNA, 2877 nt
Organism: Halichondria panicea
Lineage: Eukaryota; Metazoa; Porifera; Demospongiae; Suberitida; Halichondriidae
Product: cGMP-specific 3',5'-cyclic phosphodiesterase-like
Exons: 22
Coding region: 132-2831 (899 amino acids)
Biological process (GO): signal transduction
Molecular function (GO): protein binding; 3',5'-cyclic-nucleotide phosphodiesterase activity
Source: RefSeq, a predicted model, not a curated record